AUGGCUCAAACAAUGUUAAAUCUAAAUAACUUGCUUUUUUCUUAUAAUGCUUAUCGAGUGAAAUCAGAAUAAGAAUUAAAUGAAAGAUACAAUCUUUUUCAAUAAGCCAUAAAUGAAAAGCAUUCUGAAUAGUUUUUUCUUUUGAACUCAAAAUAUAAUGGAUUAUAUGAAAAAAUUUGCAGGGAGUGCAAGCAGUCAAAGAAAGCCUUCAAAAUCUCUUUCUUAAUAACAAAAGACCAAGAUUAUACAUUGUUUAUUUACAUUAACGAAAAUGAUAAACAAGUCAAAAUCGAAUAUUUACCUCUUAAUACUCUGAGAUAGAUAUCAAAAACAAUUUACAAAGUUGUGCAUAUUGAGAAUUAAUUCGACUCACCCGAAGCUCAUAUUCCAAAGGAAGAGUAGAAUAAGCACGAUAAACUCGACUACUUUGGACAAAGCCUGCUUUUGUUGCCGAAUUAAAAUAUGUAUAUUUUAUAAAUUUAUUUCUAUUAGAGUGAAAGGACGAUUUAGCGAAACAGGGAUUCCGAUUUAAAUUCCAACAAAAAUAAUUUACAAUGGAAGCAAUUGUUUUGACUUAAACUUUGCGACAGAUAAGUAUAUACCGAACAUAAAUGCUUUAACGAUGCAGUCUCAAUACAAAGGGGAAGUUAAUGAUAGAUUAGCUCCAAUAGGUGAAGGAACCUUUUCCAAUCCCAACUUUAAAAUAAGUGCAGUUUUUCAAGAAGGCUUUUACUAAGGUCCCAUUAAGAUUGUUACUCUCCCAGAAAAUACUAUAAAGUCAGUGACAAGAAUUAAUGAUAAAACUUUAUUGCCUAUUUGCUAUCAAAAGGAAAAUCUCAUUGACUAUUACGUAUUCCAAACUAUUUUUGAGGGUAGAUGGAUCAAUCAAAAGGUUAUAGAUUACUACCUAUAUUAUGCGAGUAGAGAUAUAAUUAGAAUACAUGAGAGUGAAAUUGGAAAUUCUAAAUAUCAAAACUAUAUUAUAAACUCUUGCGAUUCUUCAGAUAUAUUUUCUAGUGACAUUUUUGAGCAAUUAUAUUUCUCAACAGAAUUUUGGACGUCUUAUAAGAAAAAUUAUAAUAUUGAUAUUCUUAAUAAGAAGAAUAGAUACAUAUUCGCCUUAAAUAUUGGAAGAUCUCAUUUUGUUGUUUUAGUGUUAGAACAGAAUCAGAAGGGAGAAGGAAUUCUGUACUUGCUGGAUUCGAUACCCAACGAUUUCACUGAAAGUUAAUAGGAAGUAGCAAUCAAGAACAUAAAUAACAUAUUUCCUCAUUUAAAAAUAAUAGAUGAAAAAAAAUUAUAUAGAAUAAAAAAUAUUGAAUAGUAGAGAAAUGGCUAUGAUUGUGGAGUACAUUGCAUCUAUAACUCCCUUUUGGUAUUUAAGGAGUGGAAUAAAGAUAUAAAAGAAAUAGAUUUUGAGAUAAAAAAGAAAGAGUUUAUGGAUAUGAAAGUUGAUUAGAAUAAGAAUUAUGAUAAUAAGGAUAAAACUAAAAUAAGCAAGUUGCGCAGACAUAUAUAUUUUACAAUGAUUAACAAUUAUGCACAUAGCUUGCAUUAUUGA
This is a messenger RNA of Paramecium octaurelia, 1561 nucleotides long. The record is from the annotation of a GenBank genome assembly. Lineage: Eukaryota; Ciliophora; Oligohymenophorea; Peniculida; Parameciidae.